AUGAAGCCCUGUCAAAAAAAACCUGCCAUAGUAGAUGUGAAACUUGGUUUUGAAGAAAGAAAUAUUGAUCUAAAGCUUCUCUUUCAAAAGUUGACUGCUAAAUGUCAUGAUAGUGUUAAGGAUAGUGAUCAAGAACUGAGUAUUCUUGACAAUUACUUUUGUGAUGAAUUGGAGCUGUAUGAGAAACCUUUAGAUACCAUCAAUAUCGACAAUAAUGAAACUGAUGAUGAAAGUGAUUAUGAAAUAUUGGUUGAUGAUGAUAAUAGUAAUGAAAAAGUAAAUAGCAUCUGA
Racocetra fulgida is the source of this 291-nucleotide messenger RNA. The record is from the annotation of a GenBank genome assembly. Lineage: Eukaryota; Fungi; Glomeromycota; Glomeromycetes; Diversisporales; Gigasporaceae.